Molecule: messenger RNA, 612 nt
Organism: Tetrahymena thermophila SB210
Lineage: Eukaryota; Ciliophora; Oligohymenophorea; Hymenostomatida; Tetrahymenidae
Product: transmembrane protein, putative
Exons: 1
Source: RefSeq, a predicted model, not a curated record
AUGAUUAACACGAGCUCAGUUACUCCUCAAUAUGAGAAGCCAAGAAGAAGGAGAUAGUUUAAAGAAAUGAAAUUAUUUGAAUUCGAUUAAAAAUAAGAAGAAAAUUUAAAAUUACUUGAAGAAGUUAGAAAUCAUAGUGCUAAAUAAUUUAAUUAUAUAAUGGAUGUAGGGAAUGAAAUAUCAAAGCAUGCGAAAAAUGAAGAUUUAGAAGCUUUGUAAGAAGUAGCUAAUAGGAAUAUAGACAUUCUGCAUCUCUUACGUAUGCAUAUUGAGGAAACUUUUGAAUAAGUUUUACAAUUUCGCUUUGAUGAUAUUCUUGAAUAUUUUCUUGAAAAUGGAUUUAAUAUUAAAGAUAUAAAUAUGACCAGGGGUGUUAAUAAAUAAGAUUUUGAAUAUGAGUAUGAAUAAUUCAAUAAAUAUUUUAAAGGAGAUAAUUUCCUACAAUUUGCUCUUAUAGCUUUACUCAAAGAUAUUAUCAGAUUUCCUGGUAUAUUUUACAUUUUUGUGGGAAUUAAUGGCCUUUCUUUAAUAUUGUUAGCUUAAUCAGUUAUUAACCUAACUGGAAACAUUAUUAUGAAAAAAUAUAAGAGAGUAAAGAUGCCAAAAAGUUGA